AGUACUAUCUGUCUCGUCAUUUUGGUCGCACGUCUGAGUCAUCAUCAAAGACUUUUCUCUCUUUGUUCCCGUGACAGAUCCUUAUUAACCAAAACUUCACCGACCCAAUUCUCUUAUUUCCCCAAAUCUAUUCCCGUGUUCUAAAUUUAGCUCCGGAGAAUCUUUAACCAAUUGUAAAUCGAAAGUUUGGUGUUUCGUUGACCCAUUUCUUACUUCCAGAGAAAGCUAAGAUAUCGAGAAUCUCCCGGACUAUAUAUCACAUGUCUGAAAAUUCUGUACCGGCUGAAUUUUCAGGUUGUGUACUGUGGAGAUAAAUCUUGGAAUAAAGAAAAUAAAAACAGAGGAUGUUGAAGAACAAACAGAACAAGAAACCAACAACGUUAUUGUGUUUAGUAUCAACACUUGUGGGAUUUGCUUUCACGAUUCAUCUAAUCAUGUUAUACAGAAGAAACUAUACUGUAGACAAUCUUGAAGUUUCUCCUGAGUUACUACCAACUCAUCAUCCUGUCGUGUGUGAGCUCGAACGAGUUGAAGAAGAGAACAUUCGCAUGCCCCCUCCUAGGAAACGUUCUCCACGAGCUAUCAAACGUAAACCCAAAAGACCAAACACUAUAGUCGAAGAGUUUCUCGACGAAAACUCUCAGAUUCGUCAUCUUUUCUUUCCGGACAUGAAAUCCAGUUUUGGUCCGAGCAAGGAUGGUGGUAAUGACACAAUGCAUCAGUUCUUCCCUGGGAAGAUUUGGUUGGACACGGAAGGGAAUCCGAUUCAAGCACACGGUGGUGGCAUUUUGUAUGAUGAAAUGUCUAAGAGUUACUAUUGGUAUGGUGAAUAUAAAGAUGGGGUAACGUAUCGCUCUCACAAGAAAGGAGCAGCUCGUGUUGAUAUAAUCGGUGUUGGAUGCUACUCAUCGAAAGACUUAUGGACAUGGAAAAACGAAGGUGUUGUCUUAGCAGCCGAAGAGACAGACGAGACACAUGACUUACACAAGUCCAACGUCCUCGAGCGACCUAAAGUGAUCUACAACUCAGCAACCGAUAAAUACGUGAUGUGGAUGCAUAUAGACGACGCAAACUACACUAAAGCAUCUGUAGGUGUAGCCAUCAGCGACAACCCAACAGGUCCAUUCGAUUACUUAUACAGCAAGUCACCACACGGAUUCGACAGCAGAGACAUGACUAUCUUCAAAGACGAUGACAACACCGCCUACUUGAUCUACUCCUCAGAGGAGAACAGAGUGAUGCACAUCGGUCCGUUAACCGAGGAUUACCUCAAUGUUAAGCCGGUGAUGAAGAGAAUCAUGGUGGGACAACACAGAGAAGCACCAGUUGUUUUCAAACACCAAAACGUUUAUUACAUGAUCACAUCUGGUUGCACGGGGUGGGCACCGAACGAAGCGUUGGCUCAUGCGGCUGAGUCGAUCAUGGGGCCGUGGGAGACGUUGGGGAACCCUUGUGUUGGUGGGAAUAAGGUGUUUCGGUCGACGACGUUUUUCGCGCAGGGGACUUGUGUGGUGGCUUUGCCUGGUGUUCAUGGUGGGUUUAUAUUUAUGGCGGAUAGGUGGAACGUGGCGGAUUUGAGAGAUUCGAGGUAUGUGUGGUUGCCGUUGAUAGUUGGUGGACCGGUUGAUAGGCCUAUUGAGGCUAGUUUUGGGUUUCCGAUGUGGUCGAGAGUUUCUGUGUAUUGGCAUAGACAAUGGAGGUUGCCUUCAGGAGGAGGGAAGGAGAUUGAAUGA
This is a messenger RNA of Eruca vesicaria subsp. sativa (arugula), 1733 nucleotides long. Lineage: Eukaryota; Viridiplantae; Streptophyta; Magnoliopsida; Brassicales; Brassicaceae. The record is from the annotation of a GenBank genome assembly.